AUGGACGAGCUGCGCUUUCGCUCGCAGCAGUCCCCGCGGGCUACUGAGCAUCAGCACACGAUGAACUCCCUUGUCUCACCCCCGCGAAACACAAACCGCAACUCCCAGUCCUUUAUCAACACCCACGAUCUCCGUUCGAACCUUCCUCGACGAUUUACUACCGACUCUGGACGCGUACCGACGCUGUCGUCUCUGACCUCCCUGCCCAGCCCGCGCGGUCCUCCGGAGCCGCAGGAAUUCGUAAACAAUGCUGCGAUUCACAAGGCUCAGUUGAUCGAGAAAAAGCGCAUGGAGUAUGAGAAAAUCCGGGAGCAGAGGCGUCGCUUCGAGGCCGAGAUGCAAAAGCUGGACCUUCAGCAGAGGCGUGAGGAGCAGGAGCUCGCAGCCAUGCAGGAGGACCUUGGCCGCAUUGCAGGUCACCAGUCGGAGCCCACGACACCCCCCGAAUACCGCGACGCAGCUGGAUUCCCCAGUGUCUUUUCACGGCCCAACAGAUAUUCGACAUCUAGCCUGAUCUCACCCCCUGGGUUGCUGUACAACCGCCCAGCCAGGUCUGGGUCACAGCUUACAUCGCCUCAGCCCGGCGGCAUCAUGCAGUCGGUGCGCGGCUUUGCCUAUGACGACGGUCUUCCAGCGAGAUCGAUGCCCGGAACGCGAAGGAAUAGUGACGAAGAUGAGAAGGAAGAGGCCGUUCGGCAGGACCCGACUAGCCAUCGGUCGACCAAUGCUCUCAAUCGUUAUUCUAUGCCAGUCACGCGUUCAAGGACGGGAUUCUACGGGCUCGAUCUUGACCAAACCAACACCACGCGAUUCUUGUUUGGAGACGAAGAUAACUCAGCUGCCGAGAUGAGCCAAUACAACCAGGUUCAAGCUUCUGAUGAGAGCUUUCCUACGCUCUCGCGCCAUGAUGACUACUCGACUCUAUCUUCAGCGAUCACGAAUGGCAACGCCUCUGGUGUCUCAACGCAGCAGGGUGGUACUGCUUCAGAGCUUUCUGGCAUCUCCAGUGUGGCUUCCAUCCGUCGCUCGUUCGAUAUGAAAGCUCAUGACAUGGGCAAAUUCUAUGCUGAGGCUGCCGAGGCGAACAACAUGGUUUCUCCAGUCCAGCAUGGUCUUUCGUCUCCGCCCAAGCUUCAAAGCUCCCACUCUGCCAACGAUGUCCCCACCGUCAAGAACGGCAUGGGAGCCUCGGUCAUGGGCGGUACCGCGAACAACCAUGCAAACCAACACUUCCACAACCACAAUGCCAGCAUCGGCCGCAUACCCGCUGGUGCCAUGGUUUCUCGCCACAGCCGUGAGUUGUCCAACGAGAACAACGGCAACAACGGCACUGGUCGUGAGGGCGGCCCUGGUGGCCACUAUGCCUCAAUUGGCUCGGCUCUUCACGCAAGCGCGAUGCCGUAUGGUCAGAUGGGCGUUCUUCCUCAGACGCAAUCUCAACAGCAGCAGGGUGUUGCUGCCCCGUCGAUGCCCACCAACGGCCAGAACCCAGCUCAUCAGCAGUACAACAAUGGCUUUUUCAACGGCGGCGCCCCUGUCUACGCCAACGGUCCUAACGGCGUGACCGCCUACUCGAACGGCGUUCCUCUACUCUCCACCCAGCUCGCCAACAUGAGCAUUGGCGGCCCUUCUUCCAUGUACCCCAACCAGAACUACACAGGGUACGGCAACAUCUACACUCCCGCCACAACCCGCGACAGCCAGGCUCGCGUGAUUCAGAACAGGCGUGCCAUGGAUAACGAGGCCAUGAGUCGCUUCAACAACUUGCCGCUAGAGUCCGUCGGUGGUACUAUCUAUGAGCUCUGCAAAGAUCAACACGGCUGCCGUUAUCUCCAGAAGCAGCUCGAGGGUCGUGUUCCCGACCAGGUCCACAUGAUCUGGCUCGAGACCAACCAGCAUGUCGUUGAGCUGAUGACUGACCCCUUUGGCAACUAUCUUUGCCAGAAACUCUUGGAGUUUUGCAACGAGGAAGAGCGCACUGUUCUGAUUCAGAACGCCUCUCAGGAUAUGGUGCGCAUCGCGCUCAACCAGCACGGUACACGUGCCCUCCAGAAGAUGAUUGAGUUCAUCAACACCGAGGAGCAAGUGCAGAUCAUCAUCGAGUCUCUGCGUGAUCGUGUUGUUGAGCUUAUCCAGGAUUUGAACGGCAACCACGUCAUCCAGAAAUGCCUAAACAAGCUUAGCUGCCUCCACUCGCAGUUCAUCUUUGAUGCUGUCGGUGCUGCCGCUGUCGAGGUCGGUACCCACCGCCAUGGCUGCUGUGUCCUGCAGAGGUGUAUCGACCACGCUUCCGGCGACCAGAAGGUUUGGCUCAUUGCUCGCAUCACGGAGCAUGCCGUGACCCUUGUCCAGGACCCCUUCGGCAACUAUGUGGUUCAAUACAUCAUCGACCUCAAUGAGCCAACCUUUACCGAGCCCCUCGUCGGUAUGUUCCGCGGCCGCAUCAGCUUCUUGUCGCGCCACAAGUUCUCGUCCAACGUCAUCGAAAAGUGCCUGCGCUGCUCGGCAGACGUCUCCAAGGACAUGAUUGCCGAGGAAAUUCUUGCACCCGGCGAGAUAGAACGACUUCUCCGAGAUUCCUUCGCCAAUUAUGUCAUCCAGACUGCCCUGGAGUACUCAACGCCAAUGACCAAACACCGCCUUGUGGAGACCAUCCGUCCCAUCUUGCCCACCGUUCGAUCGACCCCGUACGGCCGUCGCAUACAAGCCAAGAUCCAGGCCUUUGACAACCGCAGCGGCCAGUCUAGCGGUCAGGUCACUCCUGCCGAUGCCACCCAGGGCCAGAUCAGUAUCAACACCGCCAACCACGCUCGCCAACAGCCGAGCAAUGCCUCGAUCCUGUCGUCGGGAUACUCCAGCGGCCUUGGAGGUCUCAAUGGUGCCAAUAAUAACAACCGCGCCCAGCAGUCGAUGUUCCCGGCUUCGAACAUCUUGACCGUUCCCGCUCCCCAAUCGCAACAGCCCCAGCAGUCGCAGCAGACUCCUCCCGUGCGCGCUGCCCCUCAGUUUGCGCCGCCUCACUACGGCCGUAUUCAUCAUAGCAUGAAUGCCAACUCCAACAGCAAUGGUGGUCAGCAGUACCAGAAUGUGUCCCCUACCAACGUCCAGCAGCCAAACAGCCAGGGUGCUGGUGCCGACAACGGCGAGCAGACCUGGGUUUAA
This is a messenger RNA of Pyricularia pennisetigena, 3162 nucleotides long. RefSeq lists its product as uncharacterized. Gene Ontology annotation, molecular function: mRNA binding. The record is from RefSeq and is a predicted model, not a curated record. Gene Ontology annotation, biological process: post-transcriptional regulation of gene expression. Bases 1 to 3162 code for a protein of 1053 amino acids. Gene Ontology annotation, cellular component: cytoplasm. The transcript has 5 exons. NCBI's taxonomy places the organism in Eukaryota, Fungi, Ascomycota, Sordariomycetes, Magnaporthales, Pyriculariaceae.